AUGUCUCGUGCGUUGCUGUCCGAACCUCCAGCCAAAAGGCAACGUGCCCAAGGGGAGGGUGACGGAAACGCCGAUAGGCCGGGCUUGGCGGAAGAAGAUCAAGAAUUUCAGCGUUUGGAAGCGGUAUCAAAUGUCCAGGACGAGCUAAACGCUCUGGAAGAGGAGGAGGCUCAGCAGGUGCUGCUUGUCCACAAGGCGUUUCUGAAGCGCAAGCGUCCGCUGUACAUCAAGCGGCAAGAGGCAAUCGCGCAAGUGCCGGAUUUCUGGCUGAAAGUGCCGUACAUAUCUGACGGCGAUCAGCUCGCGCUGUCGUACCUCGAAGCAGUGGCUGUCCACAAAGCUACCCCUACAGCUGCGGCGGUGGCAGCGUCGGGGGCAGCAGCGGGAGCAGCGGACGGUGGCAAGGGACGGAAGUCAGGAGCAUCGGAGGAGGAGAAAGAGGAGGUGUCGGAGAGUGUCGGAGGGGAGGGGGGGAAGCUGGACGAUGACGACGACGUGGGGUUCCGGGUGACCUUCACUUUUCGAGAAAAUCCGUUCUUCUCUAACUCGGAGCUCUGGCGAGAAUGGGAGCCCGCUGACGAGAAGGCGUCGUUUUCGGUGGUGAACUGGAAGGAUACAGACGAAUCCAGGGAUCUGCAGUCCUGCCUGCUCUGGAACCUUGACCCGGCGCUGCACGAGGAGACGCCGUCCUUUUUCUCCAUUUUCGGCGACGACAUGGAGGAUUACGAGCUUGGAGAGGCGCUGCGAGGAGACAUCACGGACAACCCGCUCGACAUCUACAUGCGGCACGACUUCGACGCAGAAGCAUCAGAGGAGGAAGAGGAAGGCGGAGCCGCGGCGCAGCCCGAGGGAGACGGGGAGGGAGGAGAGUAUGAUAGUGGUGUCAACCAAAUCGGCGGCGGGUUGGAGGAGGGUGGAGGAGACACGAUUGUCGAUGAAGGAUGACGGUCGAUCGCGGUUCGAGGAAGGGAUUGGUGCAGAGGGUUGAAAUUUUGACUCGAUUCCGGGCGGGAUUUCGCAGAGGUUUCGGGCGGGGGGGGGUUGCCCUCGGUCACACAUGCGCGGAGAACGAGCGGAGGCACACAGCAGGUAGAGAAGCUGCGACGAUUCGACAUUUCGUGUGCCAUGUGUUGGGCCUCCCGUAGUGUAUGCGUAGAUGUUGUUACAUGUUCGGCGAGAGAAGGUGCCCCGUUCCGCGUGUUGUUUCAUUGGCGUGCGAGUUUGUAUGUAGGUGAAUGUGUGUGUCGUUGGCUCCUCUAUCAUCGCCCGACGCCGCUAGCCGGCCACCGAGUGAAAAACACGACGACGGCCUCGGCGGGCAAAAUGAUGCAAGAAGGUCUUUUGCCCAGCGGCGUGUGUGAGUGAAUUCUUUACAUGGUCGCAAGUGGCCCAUGAUGUGAACAUGUUUCGGGGAGUCUUUUGCGUCGCCAUCGCUUGAACCGGAGCACUGACGAAAUCGUGGUACCCUCCGUCUACACGCGGUGGGGACGACAGAGAUAAACCGCCCAUUAUACAGUGAACGCUUUGUUGUCCUCCGGGGGGCAGAGUGGGCGCGUGCCCCGAAGUUUGGUUUGUGGCGUACUCCGGCUGGCUGUUGGAAUUUCGCUGCAGAGAAUAUUCGGUCACUUACCAACACGGGGGCGGUUGCUUGAACGGGAGCACUGACGAAAUCAUCAUAGCCUCCGUCUACACGCGGUGGGGACAGAUGAACCGCCCAUUAUACCGCGUAAACAAUUCGUUGUCCUCGGGGGGACAGAGUGAGAGUGAGAGUGAGCGCGGGGGUAAUGAGCGCCCCGAAGUUUGUUUUUCGACAUAUCUGGCUGUUGGAAUUUUACUGCAGAGGGUAUUCGGUCACCGAGAGGGGGCGGCGGUUGUCGUUUACUACAGGAUUGAGACCGGGGGGUGGCGAAGGCAUGGAUGAGGGCCGCUAGAAGGGACUUCCUGCUCUUUCGAUGUUCUGAUGGUGAUGAGAGGGCAAGAAGACGCACAUACUGUUUUUCGUUUCUACAACUUGUGCUUUCGUAAAUCACAAAAAGCGGACGUGGUGACGGGUAUUGAGGUAUUGAUGCGCUGAACGCAGGCAGGAGAGCGUUGC
Molecule: messenger RNA, 2095 nt
Organism: Ectocarpus siliculosus
Lineage: Eukaryota; Phaeophyceae; Ectocarpales; Ectocarpaceae
Source: the annotation of a GenBank genome assembly